GUUCAUUCAUCUUCACCAAGUACACUCCUUUCCCAAUAACAACCUAUUACACUUAUAUAUAUAGUCGCCAGAGGGGUAUACAAGGACACACACACCCCUCAGUGAAAGUCUCGAUACAAUCAUCAAGAUGGACACUUCGGUCCCUACUUUCGUCGUCCCGGACGAACCACAAGAUCAUCCACAUCCUCAUCAUCAUUUACAAUCUGACACUUCUACUUUGGCGAAAACACCUUCCAGACAAUCGGCGAAAAGCCAUGCCGCUUCUACUUUGACAGUACAGGAUCAAGAGGAGGAAGGGACGUUAGGAGGGGAGUUGGAAAAAGGUAAAGAUGAAGGAGGUGAGGAAGAAGUGGAAGAUACGGGUUUGUUAACUGGGGCUAGGUUGUAUUUAGUAUUCCUGAGUAUGAUGUUAACAAUUUUCAUGUUCGCUCUCGACCAAUCUAUCGUCUCCACUGCUAUCCCAGUCAUCGUAUCAGAUUUCAACGCUUUUGAUCAAGUAGCAUGGAUCGUCACUGGUUAUUUCCUCACCCAAUGUGGUCUCAUCUUACUAGUCGGUCAACUCCUGACUGCUCUCAAAGCGAAAUGGAUGUUGUUAGGAGCUAUUUUCUUCUUCGAGCUCGGUUCUUUGAUCUGCGCCGUUGCACACAGUAUGAACAUUCUCAUUUUCGGUCGGGCAAUUCAAGGUAUCGGAUCUAGUGGGAUCUUUGUUUCCUGUCUCGCUGUCAUCGCUACCAUCACCCGAGUAGACCAGCGAGCGGCAUUCAUGUCCGCAUUUGGAAUCGUAUUCGUCAUCUCCUCCGUCGUUGGUCCCCUCCUAGGAGGUGUCUUCACUCAACGAGUAACUUGGAGAUGGUGUUUCUGGAUCAAUCUCCCAGUUGGUGGAAUUGCCGCCGCUGCAGUGCUUUUCCUCCUCCCCGCUCGUCCUCCUGAGAAGAGAGAAGGUUUCACUCCCGGUUGGAGAGGUCUCAAACAAAUGGAUUACAUCGGAACGGCACUCAUCUUUGUCUUGGUCACUUGUCUCCUUUUGGCCUUACAAUGGGGAGGUAAUGAGUAUGCUUGGAGUAGUUGGCGCAUCAUCCUUCUCUUCACUUUAGGAGCCGCCCUCGUUCCCAUUUUCGCAGCUUGGGAAUGGUAUCGUGACAAUCUUGCACUUCUCCCUCGAAUUUUCCUAAGAAAUCGCACAGAAGUAGCUGCGGCAAUAGCCAUGUUCUUCUACAGCAUGGUAAUGCUCGGAGGAGUAUAUCAACUUCCAUUAUAUUAUCAAGCUGGUAGAGGACAUACACCUGAGAAAUCGGGGAUUGAUAUCAUACCGUUUAUGAUCAUGGUUUGUGUUGGAAUUUUUGUUGCGGGUGGAGUGACGACGAAGACUGGGAGAUAUUGGUAUUUCCUGGCUAUCGCACCUCCUAUCGCAGCCGUCGGCUUUGGUCUACUUUACACAAUCAAACCCGACACUUCGAACGCAAAGAUUAUAGGUUAUCAAAUUCUUAGUGGAUUCCCUAUUGGACUUGGAUUCCAAAUGCCAAUCAUAGCCGUUCAAGCCGAAUGGUCCAAAACCCCAAACUUAAUCCCACAAGCAACAGGAGUAUUAUCAUUCUUUCAACUCACAGGUUCAGCAUUAGGUAUCGGGAUAGUCAACACUGUUCAAUCCGUUUAUUUAAACAAAGAAUUACGAUUACUAGCUCCUGACGCACCAUUCGAAGUUGUCAGACAAAGCGUUUCUGCGAUAUCAACAUUAUCACCCGAAAUGCAAAUCCCAGUCAUUGCAGCUUAUAUAAUAGCCAUAACGAAAUCUUUGAUACCUCUUAUCGUAGCUUGUGGAUUAGCUUUAGCUUCAGGUGUGUUUAUAAGGAAUCAUAAUAUGUUAUUGAUGGGUGGAUCUGGACAUGCUGCUGCUUUGUAAAAGUAAAUAGCAUUGCUGUUUUAGAGUGUGUGAUGUGAUUUAAUUUGUUUUUUGUUUUG
This is a messenger RNA of Tremella mesenterica DSM 1558, 1959 nucleotides long. RefSeq lists its product as uncharacterized. The transcript has 11 exons. NCBI's taxonomy places the organism in Eukaryota, Fungi, Basidiomycota, Tremellomycetes, Tremellales, Tremellaceae. Bases 128 to 1900 code for a protein of 590 amino acids. Gene Ontology annotation, molecular function: transmembrane transporter activity. The record is from RefSeq and is a predicted model, not a curated record. Gene Ontology annotation, biological process: transmembrane transport.